AUGAGUUGGAUCGCAGAGGUGAAGGGAAAGCGGCCUACAAAAAUAACACUAUCUUUGGCAGGAGAAAGACCAGACUCAGAGGAACCAGAGCCAGGGACGUCCAAACCAGCAAGACGACACCAGUGCUCCCAGUGUGAAAAGAGUUUUAAACAGAAAGCACAACUGAAAAAACAUAAGAGAAUACACACAGGGGAGAAGCCUUACCACUGUUCCCAGUGUGGAAAGGGUUUCAACCAGUCAGGGACGCUGAAACAACAUGAGAGAAUACACACAGGAGAGAAGCCUUACCACUGCUCCCAAUGUGGAAAGUGUUUCGGCCGUUCGGGGGAGCUGAAACUACACGAGAGAAUACACACAGGAGAGAAGCCUUACCACUGCUCCCAUUGUGGAAAGUGUUUAGUCCGUUUGGGGGACCUGAAACAACACGAGAGAAUACACACAGGAGAGAAGCCUUACCAUUGCUCCCAGUGUGGACAGUGUUUCAACCAGAAAGCACACCUGAAACAACAUGAGAGGAUACACAAAGGGGAGAAGCCUUACCACUGUUCCCAGUGUGGAAAGGGUUUCAACCAGUCAGGGACGCUGAAACAACAUGAGAGAAUACACACAGGAGAGAAGCCUUACCACUGCUCCCAAUGUGGAAAGUGUUUCGGCCGUUCGGGGGAGCUGAAACUACACGAGAGAAUACACACAGGAGAGAAGCCUUACCAUUGCUCCCAGUGUGGACAGUGUUUCAACCAGAAAGCACACCUGAAACAACAUGAGAGGAUACACAAAGGGGAGAAGCCUUACCACUGUUCCCAGUGUGGAAAGGGUUUCAACCAGUCAGGGACGCUGAAACAACAUGAGAGAAUACACACAGGAGAGAAGCCUUACCACUGCUCCCAAUGUGGGAAGUGUUUCGGCCGUUCGGGGGUGCUGAAACUACACGAGAGAAUACACGCAGGAGAGAAGCCUUACCACUGCUCCCAUUGUGGAAAGUGUUUCGUCCGUUUGGGGGAGCUGAAACAACACGAGAGAAUACACACAGGAGAGAAGCCUUACCACUGCUUCCAAUGUGUAAGGUCUUUCAACCAGUUGGGGGCGCUGAAACAACAUGAGAGAAUACACACAGGAGAGAAGCCUUACCACUGCUCCCAAUGUGGGAAGUGUUUCAACCAUUCGGGGAUGCUGAAACAACAUGAGAGAAUACACACAGGAGAGAAGCCUUACCACUGCUCCCAGUGUGGAAAGUGUUUCAACCGGAGAGGAAACCUGAAACAACAUGAGAGAAUACACACAGGAGAGAAGCCUUAACACUGCUCCCAGGGUGCAAACCAUUUGCCCAUCACAGUGCUCCCUUUGUCUUUUAUUGUUGACUGACAAUGUGUUUACCUGUCUUUACCAUAUGCAAUUAAAUGGUACAGGGUCUACUCAAACAUAUAUUUGUUUGUUUUUAUUAGAAAACAUGAAGUGAAUAUGGAGUCUGUCAGUUUGAAUAUAAAGAAGAUCAGGUUCCUUCUUUUAAACUGUCCUUUUUUUAAACUCUUUGUGUGUUUAUCUGGGUGUGUCAUUCCUCCAGCACUACAGAUAAUCAAGUGAUAUUUGGAUGUGAUGCAUUAGUUCCAUUGUUGACAUUUGCAUUGUUGGCCCACUGAUGAUUUAAUGAAAUGAAAAUGUUCAGACUCUGUAAUGGAAAAUGUUAAUUGUUUGUGUGUCCACAUAACUGAGUAUGUGACUAACCUUGUGAAACUGUCCUAUUAUAUAAGCUCCUGUUCUUGGGAGUAUCAUCCUGUGUUGCAAACCAAUUUGCACCUGUGUCCUUGUAUGAAUAAAGUCCCGCCCAGGAAAGGGAAACUAUAAAGAUAUUUGCUCAUCACCCAAUGCUUCAGGAAUUCAGACUGUCUACACUGUGCUGUGUAACUCUGUUAUUCUCUCUGAGCUCAGAAAUAAAGAAUCUUGGUUUGA
This is a messenger RNA of Oncorhynchus kisutch (coho salmon), 1947 nucleotides long. Its product is annotated as zinc finger protein 135-like. Gene Ontology annotation, molecular function: DNA-binding transcription factor activity, RNA polymerase II-specific. The transcript is spliced from 2 exons. The coding region runs from base 1 to 1296 and encodes 431 amino acids. Gene Ontology annotation, cellular component: nucleus. Gene Ontology annotation, biological process: regulation of transcription by RNA polymerase II. The record is from RefSeq and is a predicted model, not a curated record. NCBI's taxonomy places the organism in Eukaryota, Metazoa, Chordata, Actinopteri, Salmoniformes, Salmonidae.